CGCGCGGUGGCUCACGUGACUGGUGCCCGCCGGGCAGCGCUCGCUGUGCGGUGCAGGUGGAGUGGCCACUAUGGGGCUGCUCCCGCCGCUCCUUCCGCUCCUGCCGCUCCUUCCGCUCCUGCCGCUGCCACCUGCCCGCGCCGCUCCCGCUGCCCGGGUUGUGCGGCCCGGCCUGGAGGAGCGGCUCUUCCCGCAGGUGCGGGACCACUUCAGCUUUGAAACCUACGGCAACGAGACCUUCCCGCAGCGGUACCUGGUGUCGGCAAAGUUCUGGAAGAAAGGAUUUGGACCUAUAUUUUUCUAUACUGGUAAUGAAGGUGACAUCUGGACUUUUGCUCAGAACUCUGACUUCAUAUUUGAAUUAGCAGAGGAACAACAAGCACUUGUCAUUUUUGCUGAACAUAGGUACUAUGGGAAGUCUCUUCCCUUUGGACUUGGGUCAACACAGCUGAAGAAGACUGCGCUGCUCACCAUUGAACAAGCCCUUGCUGACUAUGCAGUGCUCAUUACUGAGCUUAAGCAGCAGUUUAAUGCUGCAGAUUGCCCUGUCAUCGCUUUCGGAGGCAGCUAUGGAGGAAUGCUGAGCGCUUACCUGAGGAUGAAAUACCCAAAUGUUGUGACUGGAGCGUUAGCUGCCAGUGCUCCUCUGCUGUCUGUGGCUGGGCUUGGAGACCCCACCCAGUUCUUCAGAGAUGUCACAGCAGAUUUUCAGAAGUCCAGCCUAGACUGCGUCACAGCUGUCCGUAAAGCCUUCCAGCAAAUCAAGGACCUGUGCCUGAGUGGAGCCUAUGAUGAGAUCAGCAGCAAAAUGGUCACCUGCAAUAAGAUCUCUAACAAGGAGGAUGUUUACCAGCUGUUUGGGUUUGCUAGAAAUGCCUUCACCAUGAUGGCCAUGAUGGACUAUCCGUACAAAACCGACUUCAUGGGUGACCUCCCUGCCAAUCCAGUGAAGGUCGGCUGUGAACAAGUUAUUGCCCACAAAGACCCAAUUGAAGGCUUGGCUGCUCUUGUCGGGGUGUUCUACAACUCCUCUGGCUUGGCACAGUGUUAUGACAUAUACCAGUUGUACCAGUCCUGUGCUGACCCCACGGGCUGUGGCAUCGGCUCAGAUGCAGAGGCUUGGGACUACCAGGUUUGCACGGAGAUCAACUUAACAUUUCAUAGUAACAAUGUGACUGACAUGUUCCCUGAGAUGCCCUUCACAGAGGCCAUGCGUGAGCAAUACUGUUGGAACAAGUGGCGUGUGAGGCCCCGAGCACACUGGCUGCAAACAAACUUUUGGGGAGAAGACCUGAAAAGUGCAAGCAACAUCAUUUUUUCAAAUGGAGACUUGGACCCAUGGGCUAGUGGUGGGAUAAACAGCAGCCUCAGCCCUUCACUGAUUGCACUUACCAUUAAAGGAGGUGCCCAUCACCUUGAUCUUCGGGGACACAACCCAGCUGACCCCCCAUCCGUCAGGGAAGUGCGCAAGCUCGAAGCUGGGAUCAUCAGCAGCUGGGUGAAAUCUGCAGGCAUGCAGCGGGCGCAGGAGCAGGGCGCAGGAGCUGCGGCAGGCAGCCAGCCCUGAGCCCCUCUGGCCCUACAGCCCCUGGGUGCAGCUGCCACAGGACACAGCAACCUGCUGCACUGCUUCUAGGCUGGCUGGGACACUAUUCUCUCCUCUGCCAUGAUGGUGGGAACUCCAUUUUCCAAAGUGUCCCACCUACACCUCACUGAGCAUCAA
Messenger RNA from Ficedula albicollis (Collared flycatcher), 1723 nucleotides. It is a transcript of the gene DPP7, whose product is annotated as dipeptidyl peptidase 7. The transcript is spliced from 14 exons. Gene Ontology annotation, molecular function: dipeptidyl-peptidase activity; serine-type exopeptidase activity. Gene Ontology annotation, biological process: proteolysis. Bases 71 to 1567 code for a protein of 498 amino acids. The record is from RefSeq and is a predicted model, not a curated record. Lineage: Eukaryota; Metazoa; Chordata; Aves; Passeriformes; Muscicapidae. Gene Ontology annotation, cellular component: vesicle.